Emiliania huxleyi CCMP1516 is the source of this 912-nucleotide messenger RNA. RefSeq lists its product as hypothetical. NCBI's taxonomy places the organism in Eukaryota, Haptophyta, Isochrysidales, Noelaerhabdaceae. Bases 1 to 912 code for a protein of 303 amino acids. Gene Ontology annotation, cellular component: membrane. The record is from RefSeq and is a predicted model, not a curated record. Gene Ontology annotation, molecular function: serine-type endopeptidase activity. The transcript has a single exon.
AUGCUCAUCCUGCUCACGCACAUGAGCGUGCUGCCAAAGCCGCUGCCGGCGAGCGGGCUCACCAAGGGAAGUACAGUUAUCCCGACGAUCGCAAGGCGAGACGGCGGCAACGUCGAGCAGAUGCUUCGGAAGCGGGAGGAGAUGCUGUCGGCAGGCCUCUACCCGGGAGUCGACUAUCUGAUUGAGGACGUGUCGACACAGGGUGGUGGCGUCGUGGUGAGCGUGCGCCCGGCCUACGACCUGGUCAAGAAGCUGGAGCGCAGCGACUGGCCUGUGUCGGUGCCGUUCAGCCUCGCUCCCCGCUGGUACACGCCGCGAGCGUACAACACGCUAGUCGCCUCCUUCGCGGCACUCAUCGCGGUCGGAUGGCUGGCGGUCGGCGCGCUCCUCGCCUCCGCCCUCACGCUCUCGGUCGUGCCGAGCGACUCGAUGCUGCCGGCGGUGCAGCGUCGCGACGUGCUUCUCGUCGACAAGGUGUCGCCGCGCCUCGGCUGGCGGCCCGAGUCCGGCGAGCUCGUCCUCUUCCGCCCGCCCGACGCGCUGCGGGAGAUUGUCCGCCGCCAGUCCGCCGCUGCCGGCGGCGGCGAGGGGCGGGGAGAGGCCCUCUUCCUCAAGCGAAUCGCGGCGCGCGGCGGCGACGCGGCCUCGCCGCCCGAGGUGGAGGUCUUCCCCGACGGCGCGGCGACCAUAGACGGGCGGCGCAUCCGGAGCGCGGUGGCGGCAGACAGCCCCGUCGCGCGCUUCGUCGCGCCCACGCGCUUCUCCCUUGCUGACGACGCUUACGUCGUCCUCGGAGACAACGAGGCGGUGAGUGUCGACUCGCGCUGCUGGGGCCCGCUGCGGCAGCGGGAGGUGGCCGGGAGGCCGCUGCUCAGGGUGCUGCCGCCCGGCCGGUUCGGCGUCGUGAAGUGA